AAAGUGUGGUAAUGUGAAUUCCCCCGAUAGCAACGAGGAUGCUUAACCAAACUCAACCGACUUUUGACGUUUCUUUCUUCUCCUUCUUCACUAUCUUUAUUUUCUUUAUUUUAAUUCUUUCUAUUUCCUGUCCACGACCAAAGUCGACAAACAAAAACACGGAACCUUGUUAUUAUUAUUUGCUUCUGUUCGGUCUCUCAGCUAAGCAAAACCUCUCAUAUCACAUUCUUCAACAACUCUCAUGGCUCCUUCUUUCAGUUUCAACCAUAAUCACGGACACAAUUUUCUUUCUCUGUCACUGCUCAUGCUGGCUUUGACGACUUUAGCUUCACACAGUUCCCACGCGCUUCAUUCCUUCGGCUUCGACAUACACCACCGCUUUUCGGAUCCGGUUAAGGAGGUUCUCGGCGCAGGUGACUUACCCGUCAAGGGAACUCGCCAGUACUAUGUUGUCAUGGCCCACAGAGACCGAAUGUUCCGGGGCCGGCGUCUCGCCGGCGGUCACCACACUCCUCUUACUUUUGUCCCCAGCAACGAGACUUAUCAGAUUGGAACAUUCGGAUUCUUGCAUUUUGCCAAUGUUUCUGUUGGGACUCCACCUUUAUCGUUUCUGGUGGCAUUGGAUACUGGUAGUGACUUGUUCUGGUUACCUUGCAAUUGUACCAAAUGUGUGCGUGCUAUAGGUAUAUCAAACCAGAGAAUUGAUUUUAGUAUCUAUGAUCUUAAAGGAUCAUCCACAAGUGAAAAGGUUUUGUGCAACAGCAGCUUAUGUGAGCUACAGAAACAAUGCUCUUCAUCUGGUAGCGUUUGUCCUUAUGAAGUAAACUAUCUAUCAAAUGGCACUUCAACUUCUGGGUUCCUAGUGGACGAUGUGCUGCACUUAAUUACAGACGAUGAUCAAGCAAAAGAUGCUGAUACACGAGUUACUUUUGGUUGUGGCCAAGUUCAGACUGGUGCUUUUUUGGAUGGGGCAGCCCCAAAUGGUCUCCUUGGACUAGGAAUGGGUGAUGUAUCUGUGCCAAGUAUCUUAGCCAAAGAAGGGCUCACUUCAAAUUCUUUUUCAAUGUGUUUUGGACCUGAUGGUCUUGGAAGAAUCACAUUUGGGGAUAAUAGUAGCUUGGUUCAGGGAAAAACACCAUUCAACCUAAGGGCAUCGCAUCCUACUUACAACAUCACUGUAUCCCAAAUUAAUUUGGGUGGAAAUGUUGCUGAUAUUGAGUUUCAUGCCAUAUUUGACUCUGGGACCUCGUUCACAUACCUAAAUGACCCAGCUUAUACGCAGAUUACUAACAGUUUUAAUUCAGUAGUUAAACUACAACGGCAUUCAUCUUCUAGUAGUUCUGAUGAGCUCCCCUUCGAGUACUGCUAUGACUUAAGUUCAAACCAGGUUGUUGAAGUUCCCAUCAAUUUUACCAUGAAAGGAGGAGAUACUUUUACUGUCACAGAUCCUAUAGUAACUGUCACAGGGGAGGGUAUUAGCUUACUAUGUUUGGGUGUGGUGAAAAGCAACAACGUCAAUAUCAUUGGACAGAACUUCAUGACUGGUUACCAUAUAGUGUUUGAUCGCGACAACAUGAUUCUUGGUUGGAAAGAAUCUAAUUGUUAUGAUGAUGAACUCUCUACUUUACCUGUUAACCGAUCACAUUCCUCUGCUAUUCCUCCUGCCAUAGCUGUGAAUCCUCAAGCAACAUCAAAUCAGCCUAAUGAGCUUUCACCUAAUCUCUCAUUUAAGAUAAAACCCACUUCUGUCUUAAUGGUGGCCCUUUUUUUGCUUUUGGCCAUAUUUUGAGCAUACCUUAGGUUAUUUAGUGUCAUAUCACUAAUAUUAGUAUUUUUUUUAGCAACGCUAGAGUUAUAUUAUUUCUAUGCAUUUUUGGAUUAUUAGUAGCAUUGAUUUGAUAAUGAGUCUGUAAAUAAUGUAUAAACAUCUCAGUAUAGUUAUGAAGAAAAUACAUAUUUCCAUUCUUA
Messenger RNA from Vigna radiata var. radiata (mung bean), 1968 nucleotides. RefSeq names its product aspartyl protease family protein 1. The transcript has 10 exons. The record is from RefSeq and is a predicted model, not a curated record. The coding region runs from base 242 to 1789 and encodes 515 amino acids. Gene Ontology annotation, molecular function: aspartic-type endopeptidase activity. Gene Ontology annotation, biological process: proteolysis. NCBI's taxonomy places the organism in Eukaryota, Viridiplantae, Streptophyta, Magnoliopsida, Fabales, Fabaceae.